Messenger RNA from Chelmon rostratus (copperband butterflyfish), 5289 nucleotides. RefSeq names its product lactase-phlorizin hydrolase-like. The coding region runs from base 1 to 5289 and encodes 1762 amino acids. Gene Ontology annotation, molecular function: hydrolase activity, hydrolyzing O-glycosyl compounds. NCBI's taxonomy places the organism in Eukaryota, Metazoa, Chordata, Actinopteri, Chaetodontiformes, Chaetodontidae. The transcript has 15 exons. Gene Ontology annotation, biological process: carbohydrate metabolic process. The record is from RefSeq and is a predicted model, not a curated record.
AUGCUUCUUGGAGGCCCUCUGAGGAAGCUGAAAGUGAGAGGUUCAGGCGGUGUGGAGAAUGAUGUCUUUGACUGUAGUGAUCCCAUACCUCCAGGCACUAGACAGUACUUUGAGUACCUCCAGAGCAGAGAGGUGACCCACUUCAAAGUACCGCUGUCGUGGACUCAACUCCUGCCUACAGGCCUCUCCAGCCAGCCGCAACAGGCCGUAGUUACCUGUUACAAGACUCUGCUGAAACUGCUGCACAGGGUCGGCCUGCAGCCUUUGGUCGUCCUUCAUGGUUCCACGGUGCCAGAAUCUCUGAAAUCAAGGUAUGGAGGCUGGGAGAGCCAGGAGCUGGUUCACAUGUUCCAGCAGUAUGCUGAGUUUGCCUUCCAGGAGUUUGGAGCGCUAGCAUCCUCGUGGGUGACACUGAGUGACUUGGGCCAUGUUCAACAUGAUGAGCAGACUGGAGGUGCUCCCAGGUCUCUACAAAAUAUCCUCCAACUCAACAAGAACAUCUACCAGCUCUACCAUCAACGGUUUCCUGAGAGCGUCCUGAAAAGCAAUGAUCUGAACAUUGUGGGAUGUGAUGUGAUGGAUAUGCUGCCUAAACUGGACGUGCAGGACGUCCCAACCAGUCAUGGUACUUUAGAGUAUAAAAGAACUGCAACAGCAAUUGGAGAUAGUUACCAGAAUGUGUGGAAUAAGUUUGGGUCCCAGACAACUACAGAACGAGAUCUUUUCAUCAAUGAAUCAUUCCCUUCUGGCUUCCAAUGGGCCACCUCAAGUGAGUCCUUCAAGGUUGAAGGAGGUUGGUCAGAAGAAGGGAAGGGACAGACCAUCUGGGACCGUUUUUGUCAUGAGGGCCUUGCCUUUGAGAGACAGACAGCUGAUGUAGCCUGUGACAGUUUCCACAAAGUGGAUUAUGAUGUCUACCUCCUGCGAGGUCUUAACGUCAACACAUACCAGUUUUCCAUUUCCUGGGCCCGUAUUUACCCAAACGUCUGGGGCUUCAGGCCCUCAGAGAAAGGGGCCCUCUACUAUGACAAGUUGAUUGAUGCUCUCAUUGAGUCUGGCAUACAACCUGUUGUCACUCUCUACCAUUGGGAUCUGCCACUGCAUCUCGCUUACAUGGGUGGAUGGGCUGACAUACAAGCUGUUAGGUCCUUCACGGACUACGCAGACUUCUGCUUCUCCAGGUUUGGAGACAGAGUCAAGAUCUGGAACACAUUCAGUAGCCCAUGGGUGGUGAGCCACGCUGGGUAUGGCACUGGUGAGCACCCACCUGGAGACAAAGACUAUGUGGACGCUGCCUAUCAGGUCACUCACAAUAUACUCAAGGCCCAUGCUGAAGCCUGGCAUCUCUAUAAUGAUAAGUACAGGAAGAAACAAGGAGGGAAAGUUGGCAUCGCAUUAAACUCUGACUGGGCUGAGCCUAUGGACCCCUCCAGACCUGAAGACAUAGCAGCUGCAGAUCGCUACCUGCAGUUCAUGUUGGGCUGGUUUGCACAUCCCAUAUUUGUGGACGGAGACUAUCCUGCAACAUUAAAGACUCAGGUAGAAGAGAAAAGAAAUAAGUGCCCAGACUCUGAGCCUGCAAGACUCCCAGUUUUCACUCCUGAAGAGAGCCAGAGGAUACGUGGAACAGCUGACUUCUUCGGAUUAAACCACUAUACCUCCCGGUUGAUCAACAACAGUGAUGGUGGCUGCAUCCCUGGUCCUCAGGGGGUCGGUGACUUCCAGGCACACGUGGACCCUUCAUGGCCAUCGACAGCUUCUGACUGGAUCUAUUCUGCACCUUGGGGUCUCAGAAGGCUUCUAAACUACAUUUCUACAGAAUACCUGAAGGCUACCAAAGUGCCCAUCCAUAUAACUGGGAAUGGUAUGCCUACUGAGUACAGUGGGGAGACUCUCAAUGACACCAGUCGAAUAGAGUACAUGAAGAGUUACAUCAAUGAGGCCCUGAAAGCUAUACAUUUGGAUGGAGUAAAUGUGCAGCGGUUUACUGUCCAGUCACUCAUGGAUGGCUUUGAAGGUCCACAAGGAUACAGUGAACGUUUUGGAUUGCACUAUGUCAACUUUGACCUGCCUGACAGACCCAGGACUCCAAAGCAGUCUGCCUACUUUUACUCCAAAGUUAUUGAGAAAAAUGGUUUUGCCCCCAACAACCUGUUAUUUCAUGUACCAGAAGUGAAAAACACAGAGUCAAAUAAACUUUUAUCAAUCCCACCUUCUACAGUCCCAUCCCAAGCCAGGGUUGUUUGGAGGAAAUUCUCCAGCCAAUCCAAUUUUCAGAGAAAACUCUUCCACUACGGUACUUUCCCACAAGGAUUCAGCUGGGGAGUAUCGUCUUCAGCUUACCAGAUUGAAGGUGGCUGGAAUGCUGAUGGGAAGGGGCCCAGCGUUUGGGACACAUUCACCCACAGGCCUGGCAGUUUUUUUCCUAUUCCAAAUGGAGAUGUGGCCUGUGACAGCUAUCACAGACUUGAAGAGGACCUCUACAUGCUUCGAGCUCUGAGGGUGAAGUCAUACAGAUUCUCUUUGUCUUGGUCCAGGAUCUUUCCUGAUGGUCAUCGCACCUCCCUGAACUGGAAGGGGGUUGACUACUACAACAGACUUAUUGAUGGUCUCAUAGCAUAUAACAUCACUCCCAUGGUGACACUCUACCACUGGGAUCUCCCUCAAGCUUUACAAGACCUUGGUGGCUGGGACAAUGUAAACAUGACUGAAACUUUUAACGACUUUUGUGACUUUUGCUUUGCCACCUUUGGAGACAGAGUGAAAUUUUGGAUGACCUUUAACCAGCCUCACACAAUUGCAUGGUCAGGAUAUGGACUUGGACAGAUCCCCCCAAAUGUUAAGCGCCCAGGAACUGCACCAUACAGAGUUGCACACAACAUUAUAAAAGCACACGCUAAGGCUUACCACACAUAUGAUGAUAAAUAUCGCAGUUACCAAGGUGGUCUGGUAUCCAUUGCUCUCAAUGCUGAUUGGGUUGAACCUAAAGAUGUUAAUGUUCUCCGUGAAGUGGUGGCUGCUGACCGCGCUCUGCAGUUCCAACUGGGUUGGUUUGCACACCCCAUUUUCAAGAAUGGUGACUAUCCUGAUGCAAUGAAGUGGCAAGUUGGAAACAAAAGUGAGCUCCAAGGUCUUUCAGAGUCAAGACUACCUUCCUUCACUGAAGAAGAAAAGAGCUUCAUUAACGGAACUGCUGACUUCUUCUGUGUAAAUCAUUACACUACAAAGAUAGUAAGCCAUGUUACAGCUCGGCUUAACCCUCAAUCUUAUAAAUAUGACAAGGACUUGUCAGAAGCAGUAGAAAAAGAUUCACCAACUACUGCCAUCAGUAACCAGACAGCUGUUGCAUGGGGUUUGAGAAGACUUCUCAACUGGAUCAAAGAGGAGUAUGGCGAUCCAGAGAUUUACAUUACUGAGAAUGGAGUAGCUACAGGCAUGAAGACCACAGUCGAUGACACUGCCAGAGUAUUUUAUCACAAGACCUAUAUUGAUGAGGCUUUCAAAGCCUACGACCUUGAUGGUGUGAAGGUGCGAGGAUACAUUGCGACGUCCCUCAUGGAUUCUUAUGAGUGGCUCAAUGGGUACAAAGUUGGAUUUGGGUUGCACCAUGUGGAUUUCACUAACCCAAACCGGCCAAGGACACCAAAGUAUUCAGCUCAUGUCUACUACCAAGUCAUAAAAGACAAUGGUUUCCCUAUGCCAUAUGAUGAGAGGAUGUAUUACGAAUUUUUCCCCAAUGAUUUUAUUUGGAGUACUGCAACAGCAUCCUACCAGAUUGAAGGGGGGUGGAGAGCAGAUGGAAAAGGUCUCAGCAUCUGGGACAAGUUUGCUCACACUCCUCUCCGAGUGGGCAAUGAUGACAAUGGGGACAUUGCCUGUGACAGUUACCAUAAAGUAGAAGAGGAUGUUGCAAUAUUGAAACAACUCAAGGUGACCCAUUAUCGAUUCUCCAUUUCCUGGCCAAGGGUGCUUCCUGAUGGCACCACCAAGUACAUAAAUGAGGCUGGACUCAACUACUAUGACAGACUGGUGGAUGCUCUGCUUGCUGCAAACAUCCAACCUCAUAUCACGCUCUACCACUGGGACCUCCCACAAGCUCUGCAGGAUAUUGGGGGCUGGGAGAAUGAGACUGUAAUUGACUAUUUCAGGGAUUAUGCUGACAUCAUCUUUGACCGUCUUGGCCACAAAGUUAAAUUUUGGAUCACCAUUAAUGAGCCAUACAAUAUAGCCAUGGUAGGCAAUGGCUAUGGAGCAGCUGCCCCAGGGAACAGUUUCCGACCAGCCACUCUGCCUUACAUUGUGGGUCACAACCUGCUUAAAGCUCAUGCUGAGGUCUGGCACCUCUACAAUGGCACGUACAGGGCCAAACAGGGGGGGCGAAUCUCCAUUACCCUCAAUUCUGACUGGGCUGAACCCAGAAAUCCCUAUAAGCAGGAGGACAUUGAUGCUGCAAGACGUGUUGUGCAGUUCACCAUUGGCUGGUUUGCCCAUCCCGUAUUUAUUGGAGACUACAGCAACAUAAUGAAGACAAUCAUUCGAGAACGGAGCUUAGCUGCCGGUCUGCUAAAAUCUCGGCUGCCAGAGUUCACUCCUGAGGAGAUUAAUAGGAUUAGAGGUACCCAUGAUUACUUUGGAUUCAACCAUUACACCACUGUUCUGGCAUUCCCUUUGGACUAUAAAAAUCAUCAGCACUAUGAUGGCGAUAAGGGUGCAGGAACAAUUGCUGAUCGCACCUGGCCAGAUUCAGGCUCAUCCUGGCUGAAGGUCACACCGUUUGGAUUCCGGAGGAUAUUAAACUUCAUUAAGAACGAGUAUGGAAAUCCACCAAUCAUCAUCACAGAAAAUGGCAUCUCAGAGCGGGGGCCUAUUGACCUAAAUGAUGUUCAGAGGAGCUACUACUAUGAAAAAUACAUCAACCAGGUGCUCAAAGCUUCCGUGAUAGAUAAUGUGAAUAUCCUUGGUUACACAGCGUGGUCGCUGAUGGACAACCUAGAGUGGGCUACCGGCUUUUCAGAGAGAUUUGGCCUUUUCUAUGUCAAUCGCUCAGACCCUACACUGCCUCGAGUGGCCAAGGCUUCUGUUGCUACAUACUCCACCAUCAUCAAGUGCAAAGGAUUUCCCAAUCCCGCCCAGGGACCCCAUGAGUGCAUGACCUCCGUACCUCAAAAAACCAGAGGCAAAGCUGUGAGCUUCCUGGGUAUGGAGCUCUCUAUCGGCGAAGCUGAGAUCGGACUUUACACCACCUUUGCUCUACUGAUUGCUGCAGUACUGCAGCAGUGCAAGUGUUGA